Ylistrum balloti is the source of this 741-nucleotide messenger RNA. RefSeq lists its product as uncharacterized. The record is from RefSeq and is a predicted model, not a curated record. NCBI's taxonomy places the organism in Eukaryota, Metazoa, Mollusca, Bivalvia, Pectinida, Pectinidae. Bases 1 to 741 code for a protein of 246 amino acids. The transcript is spliced from 2 exons.
AUGCUGACAUUGGCAGUUAUCCAUAACGGCAGCAUAACGGCAGUAACUGGAAAAGUUCUACCAUCAAGUUCUACCAUCACUGGGAAAGUUCUACAAUCAGGUUCUAUCAUCACUGGAAAAGUUCUACCAUCAAGUUCUAUCAUCACUGGGAAAGUUCUACCAUCAAGUUCCAGCAUUACUGGAAAAGUUCUACCAUCAAGUUCUAUCAUCACUGGAAAAGUUCUACAAUCAGGUUCUAUCAUCACUGGAAAAGUUCUACCAUCAAGUUCUAUCAUCACUGGGAAAGUUCUACCAUCAAGUUCCAGCAUUACUGGAAAAGUUCUACCAUCAAGUUCUAUCAUCAUUGGGAAAGUUCUACCAUCAAGUUCUAUCAUCACUGGGAAAGUUCUACCAUCAAGUUCCAGCAUUACUGGAAAAGUUCUACCAUCAAGUUCCAGCAUUACUGGAAAAGUUCUACCAUCAAGUUCUAUCAUCACUGGAAAAGUUCUACCAUCAAGUUCUAUCAUCACUGGAAAAGUUCUACCAUCAAGUUCUAUCAUCACUGGGAAAGUUCUACCAUCAAGUUCUAUCAUCACUGGGAAAGUUCUACCAUCAAGUUCUAUCAUCACUGGAAAAGUUCUACCAUCAAGUUCUAUCAUCACUGGAAAAGUUCUACCAUCCAGUUCCAGCAUUACUGGACAAGUUCUACAAUCAGGUUCUAUCAUCACUGGAAAAGUUCUACCAUCGCUAGUGAUAAUAUAA